ACCAAUAUGUUACAGUUUCAUUUGUUUCCUUGAAAGAUAAAAAAUAAGGUUAUAGUCUUUUUUUAAUAGAAUGUCAAUGAAAUCACUGACCAGACGACCAUUCACCCUACUCUGUCUUCCCCAGAUUAUUUUCUAUGAGGACAAGAAUUUCCAGGGCCGUCACUAUGAGUGCGACAGCGACUGCUCGGACUUCCACACCUACCUGAGCCGCUGCAACUCCAUCCGGGUGGAGAGCGGGGCCUGGGUGGUGUAUGAGCGACCCAACUACCAGGGCUCCCAGUACGUGCUGACCCACGGCGAGUACCCCGACUACCAGCGCUGGAUGGGACUCGGUGACCGCCUCAGCUCCUGCAAGAUGGUCCACAUUGCCAGUGGCUCCCAGUAUAAGAUCCAGUUCUAUGACAAGGGCGAUUUUGCCGGGCAGGUGUACGAGGCCACUGACGACUGUCCCUCUGUACCAGAGCGGUUCCGCACACAUGAGGUCCACUCCUGCAAGGUCCUGGAGGGCGUGUGGGUCUUCUACGAGCACCCCAACUACCGCGGGCGCCAGUACCUGGUGGAGAGGGGCGAGUACCGCAAGCCCAUGGACUGGGGUGCUGUGUGCCCCACCAUCCAGUCCUUCCGGCGCCUCACCGAGUAA
Molecule: messenger RNA, 640 nt
Organism: Alosa alosa (allis shad)
Lineage: Eukaryota; Metazoa; Chordata; Actinopteri; Clupeiformes; Clupeidae
Product: gamma-crystallin S-like
Exons: 2
Coding region: 71-640 (189 amino acids)
Biological process (GO): visual perception; lens development in camera-type eye
Molecular function (GO): structural constituent of eye lens
Source: RefSeq, a predicted model, not a curated record